Molecule: messenger RNA, 1451 nt
Organism: Medicago truncatula (barrel medic)
Lineage: Eukaryota; Viridiplantae; Streptophyta; Magnoliopsida; Fabales; Fabaceae
Exons: 3
Coding region: 86-1207 (373 amino acids)
Source: RefSeq, a predicted model, not a curated record
CCCUAGGAUCUCUCAAAUCCAACUCACUCAUAUCUCUCUCUCUCUCUCUCUCUUUUUGAGAUUCAUACAAACAAAAAAUUAAAAUAUGCAGAAGUUUAAAGUUCUAUUGGUUCUAUUCCUCUCAGUAUGCCAAGGUGCUUUGUCUUAUACAGAUGGUUUAUUGCCAAAUGGUGACUUUGAAGUUGGUCCAAAAGCAUCAAACCUAAAGGGUACAGUGGUGACAACCCAUGAUGCCAUACCUAAUUGGACAGUUUCAGGGUACGUUGAAUACAUAAAAUCAGGACAAAAACAAGGUGACAUGCUUUUGGUUGUACCAGAAGGUGCUUAUGCUGUUAGGCUAGGAAAUGAAGCAUACAUUAAGCAAAAAGUGAAAUUAAAUAAAGGGUCAUCUUAUUCCAUCACAUUCAGUGCAGCUCGCACGUGUGCACAAGAAGAGAAACUUAAUGUGUCAGUGGUACCAACUUCUGAGAAAAGAGAUUAUGGUAUCAUUCCAAUACAAACUAUGUAUGGUAGUAAUGGUUGGGAAUCAUUUGCUUGUGGGUUUAGAGCUGAUUAUCCAGAAGGGGAAAUUGUGAUCCAUAACUCUGGUGUUGAAGAUGAUCCAGCUUGUGGUCCACUUAUUGAUUCUGUUGCUUUGAAGGUUUUGAACCCACCUAUAAGAACCAGAGCCAAUUUAUUGAAAAAUGGAAACUUUGAAGAAGGACCAUAUGUGUUCCCAAAUGCAUCAUGGGGGGUAUUGAUCCCACCCCACAUUGAGGAUGCUCACGGUCCAUUACCAGGAUGGAUAGUUGAAUCUCUGAAAGCAGUAAAAUACAUUGAUUCUGAACACUUCACAGUACCAGAAGGAAAAAGAGCAAUUGAACUUGUAGCAGGAAAAGAAAGUGCACUUGCACAAGAAGUAUUCACAACAAUUGGAAAAGUUUAUGUCCUCACUUUUGCAGUUGGUGAUGCCAAUAAUGCAUGUGAAGGUUCUAUGACCGUAGAAGCAUUUGCUGGUAGAGACACUGUUCAAGUUCCAUAUCAAUCUAAGGGUAAAGGAGGGUUUGUUAGAGGCAAACUUCGUUUUAAGGCAUCGACAAGACGUACUAGGAUUAGGUUCCUAAGUACAUUUUACACCAUGAAGAAUGAUAACUCUGGUUCUCUUUGUGGACCUGUUAUUGAUGAUGUAAAAUUGCUUAGUGUUCGUUAUCCCAACAACCAUACCUAAGUAGUAUGCUGCAAAUCAAAAUGCUACCUUCAUAUCAAUCAUGUUUCAGUAUUUUUAUUACGUUAUAGAAUUAAUUCUUGUAAUAAUAUAUAUAGCUAGGAGGAGGAUCUAUUAUUGAGUGGUUUUACUCAGUCUUAUAUAUUCACGUAUCCAAUCUACAUCUACGAUCUACAUCUACAAUGUAAACAAAUGACAAAUAUUUCAAUACGUGGCAAUAUUAUAUAUAUAGCACUCUUUUGCAUUA